Molecule: messenger RNA, 1732 nt
Organism: Thalassophryne amazonica
Lineage: Eukaryota; Metazoa; Chordata; Actinopteri; Batrachoidiformes; Batrachoididae
Gene: haao
Product: 3-hydroxyanthranilate 3,4-dioxygenase
Exons: 10
Coding region: 95-955 (286 amino acids)
Biological process (GO): quinolinate metabolic process; 'de novo' NAD+ biosynthetic process from L-tryptophan
Cellular component (GO): cytoplasm
Molecular function (GO): 3-hydroxyanthranilate 3,4-dioxygenase activity; iron ion binding
Source: RefSeq, a predicted model, not a curated record
ACUUUCAGUAUCAGUCACAUUGUCUCGCACUCACUGACAGCAGGUGAACAACAGGAGCAAAAGUUAAAACAGAAAGCCUGAUUAGUUUGUGAUCAUGUGCAGUGAUCUUCUCGUGAAUGUGGACAAAUGGAUUGCAGAGAAUCAGAAAGCUUUUCUGCCACCGGUCUGCAAUAAGCUGAUGCACUUUAGUCAGUUGAACAUCAUGUUCGUUGGAGGUCCAAAUGUGAGAAAGGACUACCACAUAGAGGAAGGAGAGGAGCUGUUCUUCCAGCUUAAGGGUGACAUGUGUCUGAAGGUGAUUGAAAAUGGAAAACACAAGGAUGUGCACAUCAAAGAGGGAGAGAUGUUCCUGCUGCCAGCUCGUAUCCCCCACUCACCCCAGCGACAGACCAACACUAUGGGCCUGGUGGUGGAGAGGAUGAGGCUGCCGACUGAGACCGACUGCCUGAGGUACUAUGUGGACAACACGACCGACAUCCUGCUGGAGAAAUGGUUCUACUGUCAAAAUCUCGGGACCCAGUUGGAGCCAAUAAUCAAAGAGUUCAUGGCAUCAGAGCAGUUCAAAACAGGAAAGCCUGGUCCAAAUGCUGUCUUCAGGGAGCCUCCUUUCCAGAUGAACACCAUGAAUGUGAUGUCACCUUUCUGCUUUAAAGACUGGCUGGACAAACACAGGUCGUCUCUGAGCCACAGGCAGCACAUUGACAUGUUUGGAGCUCAGUUUGAGACACAGGUGAUGGUGUUUGGAGCAGGUAUUACAGAAAAGUCAGUCCAACAAAGCGAUGUGUGGAUUUGGCAGCUGGAGGGUUCCUCUGGAAUAACUCUGAACGAGCAGGAGGUCACUCUUUCCCCGGGAGACAGUUUUCUCAUUCCAGAACAGAGCCAGUACCAGUGGAAGAGAGAGGAGGGGACUGUUGCUUUGUUUGUGGUUCAAAACCCAGAAAGGAAGCAAUCCUGAUCAUGCGCACAGGCUCACGCAAGAACAUCCUCUCCACAUGGGGAUGAGGAGUCAUGAUUUGAGGACUCUGGUCAACAGUAGUCCUCCAAAAAAGUAAUUUCUUCUCAAAAUCUUAGUUCAGGCCAUGUUAAAAUCACAAACAUGCAUGGUAGGAAAUUGCUAAACGCAAAUAGACAAAUUCACAUUUUAUAGAUUCAAGAAAUCUCAUGAAAUUUCUGCUUAAAGUAAAUCUCCUGAAGGUGUGUGAGCUCAAAGCCCUCAGGUGUCAUUGAAUGUAAUGGCUCUCAAUACAUGAGGUCAGGAAGACUUCAUUCAACUUUUAUCCCUUAAAACUGCACUCGACUCAAAAGAAACUGCACCUCAACACUGUCAACAAGCUCUGCCCAGUUCUGUGAGCUGAUAACAUUUGACAUGAUGUGUUGGACAGUGGAAUCAUGUUUUGUGUUUUACUCACCUCACAUGGAUGAAAGGUCCAGUGAGCUGAUGUCAUGGGUCACCUGUUUCACCAUGUGUCAACAUCUCAUCUGAAACGACAUGACCAAUUAAGGUGAUACUUACUGUGCAUGUUCCAACCCAUGAGGACACCAAAGUUUGUUUGAGGCAUUCCAAUCCAAUUUCAAAUAUGGCCAUCUUAUAUCCAUUUGUCAGCCAUUUAUGCAGCAACUGAGCUGAAAUUUGCUACAUGGGUAGCAAAAUUUCUAGUUGGCACUUUAAAAAAAAAUGUUUUUUUUGAGGUCAAAAUCCUGUCAGAAGUGACUUUUCAUAAGCUAAAAUAUA